CUCCGACUUGGCCAAAAACUUCACUUGAGCUGGCCUGGCUGAUUGGGCGCGCGUUGUUUUGCAUUUCCAGGCCAGAAACUGCGGCUGGGUCUGCGUAAUAAAAUGCAUUUUAAUUUGGCUAAAUGUUCAAUUAAAUUUAAACAUGCGCAGUCCGCUGUUUGCAAUUUUGUGUUGCCUGUCGCCGCUGCGUCGAAGUUGCCAUUUUCCGCGCAACUUGCAGUUGCAGGCAGGACCCUCCAUCGGAUUUUUCCUCUCAGCAAACCAAGAGCUCAAUUUCGAUUAGCUUGAAUCACAUAUUUUAACUUUCGCCAUAAAUUUUGUUUAUAAAUUUUUAAAAAUUCCAAUUUAUAGUUCAAAAAGUUUUGGCAAAUGUUUUGGUCCAACCUCUCGAGGGCCUUUACCCUGAGGCAAGGCGGCAGUCGGCCGCCAGGAAAGCCUCCAGAAAAGCCACCAGCUCCACCACCAGCCAAGCUUUCAGAUAAGUCUCCAGCAACACCAUCAGCAGCCAGCGAAAAGAAACCGUGCAAGGUGCGGACGGAAUGCCAGGCUGCCAGGUUCUGUGCGGAACCUGACAGGUUCCAUUCCAUGUGGGAACCGCCCCAGAACCUUCCGCCUCCGUAUCCCUUCCUAGUCCGGCGCUCGAACGAGCUCUGCUGCGAUUCCAACUGCACCAAGCCCCUGCCCUCGUUCGACGAGCUAUAUUAUCAUCCUUCCUGCAAGGACGGUCCCUUCCAGCGCACCUGGGUGGAGUGCCCCAAGUUUAUGUUCCGCAAGAAGGUAAUCUGCGCCUACGACAAGCUGGAGACCUUAGAGCCGGCUCGGCGCUUGGCCAAGAAACGAGAGCGCGUUAGCAAUUCUUAUCCAGAAGACCAGGAUAUCGGUCCCUGUCCUCAUCUAGCUCCCUUGGCGCGUUGCAUUCCUGGCCGCCGUCCGCCACGUUGCCGCAAGGAUAACCAACGUGUAUGUUGCCGAAAACUCUGUGCUCCAGUUCCCAGUUGGUCAGAGUGCAAGAAGCCGCCGCUGGCUCGGGUUCGGCCGAGAGCUGCCGAGUGCGAGUGCCGGCGCACCAUCAGUCUCUGCGAGGUGGAGCGGUGUCGCCAGCGGGUCAAGAUUCAAGAUGAGCCGACCUUUAUGUGUCCCAAAGAUGUUUGGCGGGCCAAGAAGGUAAAGAGGUUGAAAAAAAAGCCGGAAAGGAAGGAUAGGAAAAACAAGAAAAAGAAGGAUAAGGAUAAGAAAUAAAUUCAGAAU
Drosophila kikkawai is the source of this 1248-nucleotide messenger RNA. RefSeq lists its product as uncharacterized. NCBI's taxonomy places the organism in Eukaryota, Metazoa, Arthropoda, Insecta, Diptera, Drosophilidae. The record is from RefSeq and is a predicted model, not a curated record.